This is a messenger RNA of Lates calcarifer (barramundi perch), 5654 nucleotides long. It is a transcript of the gene ttc3, whose product is annotated as tetratricopeptide repeat domain 3. Lineage: Eukaryota; Metazoa; Chordata; Actinopteri; Centropomidae. The transcript is spliced from 47 exons. The coding region runs from base 141 to 5453 and encodes 1770 amino acids. The record is from RefSeq and is a predicted model, not a curated record. Gene Ontology annotation, molecular function: protein binding.
CCGCCCCCUUCACGCACGCUGACGACAUGAGGGAUUGUGUGCGUGAACAGCGCCCCUGUUUUAACUUCCGCACACUAAUAUGAACAGGACGAAAGCCUUGAGAUAAGCGACAACUGUUAAUCUUUGACGCCAGUCCAAGCAUGAGUAAUGUCUUUGUAAUGAAGCCAAACCAGUCAGAGUUGGACAAAAUGUCAGAUUCAGACUCUGAUUCUGACUAUUAUGAAUGGGAUGACUCCAGACACCGAAUGAAUGUUAGAAGUGAUACAGUCAUCGCCCUCCGUCCAUCAGAUGAGGUUUUUGAACGAUGGGGUCGUAUCCCUGCUGAUACCAAAAGAGACGCUGGACAGCGGAUGAAGAUUUGUGCCUUCUGGCUUCCCAUCCUGCUGCAGCGUGAAGACACCAGUCCUACUGCCUGUUGGGCUGUACAAAUAGGUUUAAUCGACCCCAAGAACAGUGAAGACAUAAGUUUGAAGCACCUGCACAGGAUAGAAAUAUUGGAGGCAAUCCUCAGAGCCUUGGACAGAGGAAGUUCCAGAAGAGAGCAAACAAAGCAUAUUUUCUUGAUAAGCAACAUGUUUAACCUGCGUUCCCCAGAGGUUUUGGAAGACUCUUUGCGCUAUUUGGAGCGAACAGGAGAACCUGCUAUUUGCCAUCGCAUCCAGGAGCUUGGCCACCCUAACACCUGCUUCAAAACCCUGCACGUGGUCUUCACCGAGUAUGCCAAGUAUAUUCAGGACAUGGGCACCAACUUGGAGAAGACAAUGAAGUCCCUGAUGGCUCGACCAACUGACUAUCACAUAGAGAAAAGUGAAGAAAUGAAGAAGAGAGGAAAUGAUAACUUUCAGAAAAAGCAGUAUGAAGAUGCUGUGAGGUAUUAUUCCAAAGCCAUCAAAUUUUACCCAGACAAUCACAUAAUUUAUGGAAACAGAGCCCUGUGCUACAUCCGAUGUAACAAGUAUCUUAAAGCUGUUGGUGAUGGAAAGCGUGCUACACUCAUAAAACCACUCUGGGCAAAGGGUCAUUACCGUUACUGUGAGGCUUUGUUCUUCUUGGGAGAAGUCAAAAUGGCUAUUGAAGCAAACAAUUCAGCCCAGAGUCUGUGUAAGGACGACCUCGAUGGAAUCAAAGACCUGGAACAACAAUACCAGAAAUUUGCUGAAUGGCAGAAGAGUAGAAAUAAAAGACCAGACGGCCCUAACAAAGCAGGUGCAGUUGAGCCACGACAAAAGCCUUUACAGUCUUUUAGGGUUGGUCUGGUGAAAAACAUAGCUCCACAGAACAAGGUCCCUGAGGUUAAAAUGGAGAAGAAACCAGGGAAAAGUGAACGAACUGUGAAGAAGGAGAGCAGCACCAAAGACUCUAAACCCUCAAAAAGUGAGUUGUCCUCAAAGACUGUAAAAGCAGAGUCCAGCGCCACACCAAAGAAGAAAUCAAAGAACAGAAAUAGCCCAUCUGAAACUGAGAACCAGAAAGAGGCUGAUGGUAAAGCAGGUGUGAGCAAAGAGUUGAGGUCUAUGGUGCAGGAUGCUCACACCGCUCUGGUCGACCUCCGCAGUCGGAACGCAGAGCAGGCCUUCAGCCAGGCACUGGCCAUAGUGGAAACCAACACACCCAAGGAACUUGGACUUUCCACACUGGAUGUACUGUUGCUGCUGUAUGGUCGUGCAUGCGCCCUGACGGAAAUCGGCCAGCCUGAGGAACUUGCAGAAGCACAAAAACUUAUGGAGAAGAUCAAAUCGUUGGAGGAGAGGACAUUUCAGUGUCUGGUUUUUUAUGCCAUUGGGAGGGUGUAUCUGAAAGAGAACAGGUUUGCAGUUGCUCUGGAGCAGUUUUCAGAUUCCCUGCAGAUGGUCAAGAAUCAAAUAACACCUGGUAAACUCACCUGGCCUUUAACAAAAGAGGUUGUCAAAGAAACAGAACCCGACUAUUUCAAGGGAGUUCUUGAGAGUGCUAUAGAGUUGUGCAAAUUCCCACCUAUUCCUGAUGCCAUUUGUCGAUAUAAGAAGUGCCAUGGCUCUGUGAAAACUGAAAUCUACUUCACUGACCCAGAUUUUAAGGGCUUCAUUCAAAUAUGCUGCUGUCAGAGCUGCACGGUUGAAUACCACAUCACCUGUUGGAAGAGCCUCAAGACACAAACCUUCAGUGAAAAGAACGAAAAGGAUUUCCUGAAAGAGGCGUGUUUGACUCCAGACUGUGUCGGACAAAUCUGUAGUAUCAAAAUCUUUGAUUCAGCAGGUCUGGUGAAAUGUAAGUUUGAAGCUGCCAUCUCCAAACCACAGACUCCUAAGAAGCCUAAGGUGAAUCAGAAAUGUACAAGUCAGAAGAAGUUAAAAUCAAAGGAAGAGCGCAGGCUCAAGAGGAAGCAGCAUAAACAGUCAUUUCAAGAUAAGCAGACUAUCAACGACGACAUUCUGCAACAGAAAGAGGACUCUGCAGCUCAGAGUCAACAGAAAGUGUGGUUGGUGUACAGGGAUCGAGUUCUACUGCAGAUCAACCAGAACAUGGAGCUGCUGAGAGAGGAGAGGGGCCUCCAAGUGUCAGCCCUGACAGGCAGUCUGAAGCCCUGGCUGGAGCUGGACUUGUCGCGGGGGAACAAACUAGCUGAGAGGAUGCUGAACUGGCGGCAGGAGGGGCUGGAGACGUUUGGUCAGGCUGUUGAGCUCCUCCUCGAGAGGAAGAACCGUGUUUGGGCUCGCAUCCUGAUUCAGCUACUCAGUAGCUGUUUGGAUGUAAAUCCCAAACUCAACACAUGGGCCUGCCAGCUCAACGAUGCAGGCCUGAAUGCUGCCAAAUCCUUCAUUGAGCGCUACGCAGGACACUUGGAGCAGCUGGAUCUGAAUCUUGUGCUCAACUUUGGCCCAUUGCAGGAGAUGAUUAUAGAGAAACUCGGCACUAGGCCGGAGCUUUUUUCAAGCAUUGGUUUGACUGUGACUGAAUACCUAAAACAGGCCCCGCCACAUGACAUGAGACUCUUUAUCUGGACUCUGGAGGAGCAUAGGGAUGAGUAUGUCUCAUGCCACACUAUUCUGGAUGAGUAUUUUGAUAUGAUGGAUGGUCAUUGUUCAGUCCUAAAAAAGUCUGAUGAAAAUCAAAAUAAUUCUCCUAUGAGGGCUAAGAGUCGAGGCCGGAAAAAGAAACAGAAAGAGCCAAAGUCUUCUCAGGGUGUUAUUGUUUUGUCUGGGAUGAGAGGUGUAACUCCAAGAGAUGAGUUGGACCAAGACUUUUUUGAAGAUGAUUCUUUAUCAUUCCUGCAUCCUGAUCCAUUCACUGUACCCAGUCACCUGCGAGAGCAAGUUGCCAAUUUUGAGGACCAGUUCAACAGCAGCAGAAGUCACUAUAAAAACAUUUUGGACAACCACCCAGACUCAACAAAAGAGAGUUUGUAUGACUACUUUGCCCAGAUCUUGGAGGAGCAUGGUCCCCUGGUCGCUGAGGAUCCCCUGCUAGUGGGUGAGCUGGAAAAUUUUCCUCACGAAGCUCAGCUGAAGAUCCAACAAGCGGGGGGCUUUGAGUCCUUCCUCCUGGAAUCCCUUCGCUUCAUAAAGAUGGGGAGGUGUAUUGGCCUGGCUAAGCAUGCUGUUACCCUGCAGCAGGCUGGACAUGGACCCAGCCUGGAUGACUUGGACAUAUUGGAUCCUGAUACAAACUCUCCUGAUUUGCAUGAUCCUGGUUUCACAAACUAUGUGGACAAUUUUUCAUCUGCACCGACUGAUGUCUAUCCCAUCCUCCCAAAUCCUUAUCUGUUUGGCUUCCAGCCAGCCAGUGGAGAUAUGGCCUCUCUAGGCAGUAUGACUGUGAAUGAUCCCCCCUACGUGUGGAGUAAUGGUGAUGAUCAGGAUCAGUUCCCUUACUUUUUCCCUAAUGGCUAUGGGGAGCUCGAUCGUGUCUGUGAGUUUGAUGAUGGAGACUUUGAACCAGAUCUGUAUUCAGGUGAAGGACUCCCUUCACUGACAACUGAGGAAAACAUUUUGAAGAAACAUGCAGCAGUACAGACAUGUCCGGAGACCAUGAGCAGUGUGGCGGUGAAUACAGAGCUUCAUGAGCAUUUUGAGAGCUGCCAGGGUGACAUCAACAAAAAGGAAAAGAACAACAGGAUGUUGGAGCAGCAGAUCAAGAACAUGGCAAACGGCUGUGACAAAGUCAACCUGAAGCACAAAGAAGACAUCGCCUCCCUCGAGGAGGACAUACAGAAGAUCACUACCAAUAUACAAGUGACCAAUAAAGAGCUGGUGCUGUUCCAGCAGAAGCUGGAGGAGGAGGUGAAGAAGGACCAGAAGGAGAAGAAAGCGAACCAGGAAGCACUGAAGUCCCUCAAACUGAAGAUAGAAGAGUUGGUGGAGGAACAUGGGAGUCUGGUCCGAAGCAUCCGAGAGAAGAAAGCCAACUACAACGCAAAGCUGAGUGAUUUCCUAGAGCUAGGAAAUCAGUCAGAGGCUCAGAAAAUGAGUCUGGAGGAUGAGAUCAAGCGGUGUAAAGCCUUGUUUACCUCAGCUACGAGGAGGUCUCAUACAGCUCAAUUGUCAGUAGUGGAGAGCAGCCGGGAUCAGGGUUUAUACGGCCUCUACCGAGAGCUGACAGAUGCCAAGGCCUUGCUGAGCAAACUGGAUGAAGUAGUGCACAGAUUCCCAAACCAAGAGCUGGAAAUGGCUAGAAACACCUGGAGAGCCAAUGUCCAAGAAAUUGAAAAGAAAAUCUCCACUGCUGAGCAACAGUACCAGGAGCAGAUUGAUCAGUUGAAUAACGGCAGAAGAGUCAAUGAGUUGCCUCCAGUCAACAUCAACAAUCAUUCUGAACCUCCAGCACAACCACUCUCUGGGGCAGCCAAAGAGUUCACUUCUCAGCCGUCACACAGCGCUGCCUCGCUCAUCCAGCAGUCUGCAGCUGAGCCACCGGCCGCUUUGGCUCAGGUGCAACACAGACAUCCAACCAGGAAACUGGAGCCUCCACACAGCACCGUGUUUGAAAAAGCCUUGGAGCGCCUUUCCACCAUUUUCCCUGACUAUACAAGGUCAGACUUGAUGAGGUUUGUUCAGGAGUUGCGCUCAUCCAGCGGUGGAAGCCUCAGCCACUAUUCGUUGCAGGACGUGGUCGGUGGAGUGACCCAGCUCAUCCUGGACCAUCAGGAGAGGCUUAAUUCUGUCAGAUCCAACAUUGUGGGACGUGGGAGUCCAGCUCAGUGUGCUACUCCCCCUUUGGUAACACCAGUUUGGCAGCCGGUUGGAUCCCAGAGAUCCACACAGUCCAACGCACUCAACGUGGAGGACCCCUGCAUCAUCUGUCACGAUGACAUGAGUCCAGACGACAUCUGCGUGCUGGAGUGCAGACACAGUUUCCAUAACGAGUGCAUAAGGUCGUGGCUGAAGGAGCAGAGCACCUGUCCCACCUGCAGAGAUCACGCCUUGCUGCCUGAGGAUUUCCCCAUGCUGCCUGGAAGGAGACGUCAAGCCCCGUAAUGUCUUAACUCUAAUCACCCUGUUGCAUACUGUUCCAAUAUCUGCUUUUAUGUUUAUAAUUUUAUUUUACAUAUUAUUUCAUUAAAUCUAAAAAAAAAACAAAAAAACAUCGACUUUUAAGUUUUUGUAUCGUUAAAAUGUUGAUGUGCUGGAAGACACUAGUUUAUAUCCCACUUAAGAAAUAAAACUGUCUUGUCUUGA